Drosophila obscura is the source of this 2793-nucleotide messenger RNA. It is a transcript of the gene KP78a, whose product is annotated as MAP/microtubule affinity-regulating kinase 4. Gene Ontology annotation, biological process: protein phosphorylation; intracellular signal transduction; microtubule cytoskeleton organization. NCBI's taxonomy places the organism in Eukaryota, Metazoa, Arthropoda, Insecta, Diptera, Drosophilidae. The record is from RefSeq and is a predicted model, not a curated record. Gene Ontology annotation, molecular function: protein serine/threonine kinase activity; tau-protein kinase activity; ATP binding. Gene Ontology annotation, cellular component: cytoplasm.
AGCCCACAAUUACGGGGCAGAGCAGUUUCUAUUUAGAGGACGCGUGCGCGGCAUGCCUAGCCAAGGGACUCUUUCCCGCUGCUGUUAGCUUUCCGCGACUGGAGGGCGGGAGGGGGUGUGAGCAAACACCUGGGCGUCUCCACUCAGAGAUACACAAAAAUUACUAAACAAAAAACGACUAAAUUUCAAGUGCUGCAAUGUCGGUUGAAAAUAGUUUAGGAAUUAUAGAUUUUAGUUUGGUUUGCGAGCAAGCUGCCGGAGCCAAAGCAGCGGCCGAACGGGAAGCACAGACACAACAGCAGCCCAAAGGCUGCUACACAUUGUCGGACAAGGAGAACUGCGGCGACACAGUCACAGCCACAGCCAGCAUUGUGACCACCGGAGCCACGGCACAGCCAGCCACACCCACAACGAUGGGUGCCAAUGGCGGCAGAUCCCAUGCCACAGCUGCUGCUACUGCUGCUAAAGCUGGCGGCAAAGAUGUGGGCGAUGGAAUGAGCAGCACGGAUCUCAAGUUCCAGUCGUAUGUGAAUGGCAACGGCAACGGCGUCUACAAGAUCGUCAAGACCCUCGGCAAGGGCAACUUUGCCAAGGUGAAGCUGGCCGUGCACAUACCCACCGGCCGGGAGGUGGCCAUCAAGGUGAUCGACAAGACGCAGCUGAACACGAGCGCCCGCCAGAAGCUGUACCGCGAGGUGCGGAUCAUGAAGCUGUUGAACCAUCCGAAUAUCGUGCGACUCUUCCAGGUGAUCGAGUCGGAGCGAUCGCUGUACCUCGUCAUGGAGUACGCCAGUCGGGGCGAGCUCUUCGAUCAUCUGGUGAAGAACGGCCGGAUGCGGGAGCGGGACGCGCGGGUGAUCUUCCGGCAGCUGGUGUCCGCCAUUCAGUACUGCCACAGCAAGUUCGUGGUGCAUCGCGACCUCAAGGCGGAGAACCUGCUGCUCGACCAGCACAUGAACAUAAAGAUCGCCGACUUUGGGUUCGGCAACACCUUCGAUCCCAAUGCGCAGCUGGAGACGUUCUGCGGCAGUCCGCCGUACGCGGCGCCCGAGCUCUUCAUGGGCAGAAAGUACGCGGGGCCCGAGGUGGAUGCCUGGUCGCUGGGCGUGGUGCUCUACACGCUGGUCAGCGGCUCGCUGCCCUUCGACGGGGGCACCCUCAAGGAGCUGCGGGAGCGCGUGCUGCGCGGCAAGUACCGGGUGCCCUACUACAUCUCGAUGGACUGCGAGAAUCUGAUGCGCAAGUUCCUCGUGCUGAAUCCCGCCAAGCGCACCACCCUCAACGCUGUGAUGGGCGACAAGUGGAUCAACCUCGGGUACGAGGAGGCGGACAAGCUGCGCGUCUACCGCGAGAAGCCCAUGGAGCUGCAGGAUCCCGUCCGCGUUGACCUGCUCACCGGCAUGGGCCACAAGAGGAGCGACGUGGAGCACUCCGUGCGGGGCCAGCUCUUCGACGACAUCUACUGCAGCUACAUGCUGCUGAACGUGGCCAAGCCGCGUGCCUCGGCCUCGGCCACGGCCUCCAGGCAGGGCUCUCGGUCCGAGACUUCCAUCGGCACGGAGCCGGCACUGCCCGCCGUCACACCCUCGCCAUCGGUGGCUCCGUCAUCCUCCGCGGGCGCCACCACUCGCCCCAUGGCGCCGCGAAUGGCCAAUAUUCUGAGUUCUCUGACGACUGCGACCAGUCCCAGCGCGGAGUCAGCGACGCGAACGGCCACGGGCGCCGGAGGAUCUGUGGCACCUGCCAAACCCACCCGUCGGACGCCCGCUCGAAAGGGCACCACGGCCGCCGUCCGCUCCGAGAUCAGUGCCCGCACCCGCUCGCCCCACACGACGCAGUCGAGCAAGCGUGGGGCCGCAGCCGUGGACGUGAAGCCAACGCUGCUCAGCGCCCAGCGGCAGAUGGCGCAGGCCCAGAAGAUGUCCGCCGCCACGCCGCCCCGCUUUCAGUAUCUCAGGGAGACGCACAGUCCGGUGCAGACGCCCGGCACCGCACGGCGCCCCACCACGCUCUACGAGAAGGCAGACCAUGCCACGCCCCCGGCCAACACGCCCAUGGUGGUGCCCAAGUCGCCAGCCAUCGGCGGUCGUCUGCUGGAGCGGCUCGAGGCCAGCGAGAAGCCCUUCACGCGCCAGAAUGCGGCCCGUGCCACCUUCCUUGGCCAGGGGCGCAGUGGGAAGAACGGCAGGGGAGUGGCCAGCGGCAACGGUGCGGACGAGGAGCAGCUGCCACCGCUCUCAGCAGACGACACAAAGCCCGCCUCCCGCGUGGGUUUCUUCUCGAAGCUAACGGCCCGCUUUGGCCGGAGGGUGAUCCACCUGAACGAGAAGGAUGUGUCCGAGCAGCGCAAGAACCUCACCAAGUAGAUCCAUGAUCCAUGAUCCAUGAUCCAUCAACAGAUCAUCAGAUCGGAUCGGAUCGGAUCGGAUCAGUUAUCAGAUGUGUGUCGUUUUUUUAUCGCACCAGACUAGAAUCUGUAGCCGAAUUUUGAAAAAAAAAAUAUACUUUAAGUUUAGGAGAAAGUUUCAGACAAUGCACCCAGCCACCAGCCACCCAGCCAGACAGCGAGCCAACCAACCGACAUCAAACUGUAGGUGGGUGGGUGGUGUGUGCACAUCAAACUGUAAACUGCAUCAAAGUGAACACAAAACUGCCAAGAAUGGAAGUGAUAGUAGAGUAGAAGGACCACCGAUUUAUUGUCUCUGUGGGUAGAUCUUUAGGCUAGGAUCUUUUACAUAUUCAAUUUAAAUUUUAAGCAUAACAAAUAAACAAUGACAAAACAAUUCAAAUAUC